Messenger RNA from Gekko japonicus, 2250 nucleotides. It is a transcript of the gene KCNQ3, whose product is annotated as potassium channel, voltage gated KQT-like subfamily Q, member 3. The record is from RefSeq and is a predicted model, not a curated record. Gene Ontology annotation, biological process: transmembrane transport; potassium ion transport. The transcript is spliced from 15 exons. Lineage: Eukaryota; Metazoa; Chordata; Lepidosauria; Squamata; Gekkonidae. Gene Ontology annotation, molecular function: voltage-gated potassium channel activity. Gene Ontology annotation, cellular component: membrane.
AUGAUAGCAAUCUUAGAAGAAUUGGAAAAUCACAAGAAAGUGAUAAGGAUAUGGUUUCUGAUUGUCCUGGGAUGCUUGAUUUUAGCUGUCCUGACAACUUUCAAGGACUACGAAACCGCAUCCGGAAAUUGGUUGUUACUGUUGGAAACCUUUGCCAUUUUCAUCUUUAAAUGACCCCUGAAUAUAAGCUCUUCUCCCUCCUAUACUUACUACCAUUCAGGUUUCAGAGGACCUCUGAGAUCUUCUCUGUGCUUCACAGAUAUCUUUGUGCUGAUCGCCUCUGUGCCGGUGGUGGCCGUUGGAAACCAAGGCAAUGUCCUGGCGACGUCCCUCAGAAGUCUCCGUUUCCUUCAGAUCCUACGAAUGCUCCGCAUGGACCGGAGAGGCGGCACCUGGAAGCUUUUGGGCUCGGCCAUCUGCGCGCACAGCAAAGAACUCAUCACAGCCUGGUACAUUGGAUUCCUGACUCUGAUCCUCUCCUCGUUCCUGGUGUACCUGGUGGAGAAGGAUGUGUUUCAGAAAGAUGCAGAGGGAAAGGAGACGAAGGAGUUUGAAACCUACGCCGAUGCACUAUGGUGGGGACUGAUUACGCUGGCAACCAUCGGCUAUGGUGAUAAGACCCCCAAAACAUGGGAAGGACGCCUGAUCGCAGCAACUUUCUCUCUUAUUGGAGUUUCGUUUUUUGCUCUUCCAGCCGGCAUUUUGGGUUCAGGCCUAGCUUUGAAAGUGCAGGAACAGCAUCGCCAGAAGCACUUUGAGAAGAGACGAAAGCCAGCUGCAGAACUCAUACAGGCUGCCUGGAGGUACUAUGCUACGAAUCCUAACAGGCUGGACCUCGUCGCCACUUGGAGGUUUUAUGAAUCAAUCAUAUCAUUCCCGUAUUUCAGGAAAGACCAGGUGGACGGUUCCAGCCAAAAGCUGGGUCUCUUGGAUCGGGUUCGUGGUACCAAUACUAAAGGAAAGCUAUUUACCCCUCUGAAUGUAGAUGCAAUUGAAGAAAGCCCUUCUAAAGAGCCUAAGACUGUUGCCUUGAAUAAUAGGGAGCGUUUUCGUACCGCGUUCCGAAUGAAAGCGUACGCAUUCUGGCAAACCUCUGAAGAUGCUGGAACUGGGGAUCCUCUGGCAGACGACAGAGGGUACGGCAGUGAGUUCCUCACUGAAGACAUGAUCCCCACUCUGAAGGCAGUCAUCCGAGCUGUCAGGAUACUCCAGUUCCGCCUCUAUAAGAAAAGAUUCAAGGAGACCUUGAGGCCUUAUGACGUAAAGGAUGUGAUAGAGCAGUAUUCAGCGGGACAUCUAGACAUGCUUACCAGAAUCAAAUACCUUCAAGCAAGAAUAGAUAUGAUUUUUGCUCCUGGACCACCAUCUACUCCCAAACAUAAGAAAUCUCAAAAGGGAGGGACAUUCUCUUACCCUUCGCAGCAACAGUCUCCAAGGAAUGAGCCGUACAUAGCCAAAGCAUCCACAGUAGAUCCCGAAGACCAAAGUAUGAUGGGAAAAUUCGUCAGAGUCGAAAGACAGGUUCAUGACAUGGGAAAGAAACUGGAUUUUUUAGUCGAUAUGCACAUGCAACAUGUGGAGCAGCUGCAGGUCCAGGUCACAGAGGUGUGCCCGUCGAAAGAUCUUGCAUCCCUAGCUGAGGAUAACAGAUAUUCUGAACUGAAGUCCAUAAUUUACAAAUACUCUGAGCCUUCCAUUCAUGAAUUGCCUCCAAGCUUCCACCCAGUUCCCGUGAACAAGGUUCCACCUUUUGGCUUCUCCACACAGGACCGUGGGGGCGGUCCACUUUCAUUGCCCUUAUGUAGUCAAAACUCUGGUAGGUUGCCGGCCACACCAUUCUCGACUUCAUACCGUGAGAGGCCGACCGUUUUGCCUAUACUUACCUUCAUGGACCCUCACGUUUCCUACCAGUCACCUCCAGGAGACUUUCGGAGUCCCCACGCAGAGAGGAUCUCUUCAAGACAGAAACACAGCCUAACGAGAGACAGUGAUACCCCAUUGUCCCUUCUCUCUGUCAACCACGAGGAACUCGAACGUUCACCAAGUGGAUUCAGCAUCUCCCAAGACAAAGAAGAUUUCCCUUUUGGGCCAAAUGGUGGGUCAAGUUGGAUGAAAGAGAAAAGGUAUUUAGCAGAGGGUGAAACGGACACCGAUACUGAUCCAUUUACACCCAGUGGCUCUAUGCCUCUGUCGUCAACGGGUGAUGGGAUUUCUGAUUCGGUAUGGACCCCUUCAAACAAGCCAGUUUAA